AUGACACCGUAACAAAAACGCGAGACAAAUCAAUUAUUAGCGAAGAGAGAAAAAAAAACUUAUUCACUUAAUGAUUACUCUCGCAAAGAAAAGCCUAACAAAAGCAAACUUUACAGUUUGAUGACACAUACAGUUUCAUCAACAAGUGGCUCAACUAAUCGGCCACGUCUCUGUCGAUCAGAACAUCAGCCAAACAUGCUUGAGUACAUCGAUACCACAUUGAACGACGCAUUUUCGUCACGCUUGAAGUUACAAAUGAACACAACAACAAACAGCACGAAUACAAUCAUGCCGAAUGCAUCUGAUCAGUUUGGCAACACCAUUGUCGAUCAAUAUCUGCUUUACAUACUCUGUCAAAAGUUAAAUCCCAAUUAUAUGGAUGAUCGUACCGAACAACUGUACCAUUCCUUACAUCAAUUCUUCGUAUCCAAUGGUAAAAUCUCAAAAUCAUUCUUUGAAUAUUCACCACCAACCAUCGCUCGUUCCACUUAUUCGUCUCUGUUUAACAACUAUACCAGUUUCAUCUGGAAUGAAUUCGACGUGGACAUUCUGCUCGAACUCGCAUGCUUCCUAUUGAAGUACCGUUUACGUGAUAUAUUUAUAAUCAUCACAAAUAAUAAAUGCAGUUCAAAUAGUGUUCGACAGAAGAUACUUGGUUAUUUCGUGGAAAUUAUUGCCAUUUAUUACCUUUCGACACAACAUCGUGAAUUUUUUAUCAGUUCACGUUCAACAGACAUGCUCUUUCCAUAUCCAUCAGCGGCUUUAAGUUCUGAAGGAUGUCACACUGGUCAAGAUACAUCUAUAUUUAGUAAAUUUCUCCGUAAACUAUUUGAUAAUGGUGAAGUUCAUUUUGAUAUGCGACAAAUAAAACUUCUUCUUCAAUCGGAUGCAUACCAAUUCGUCAAUAAGAAGUUGGAAAGCAAAAAAAUUGGCUUCAUUAACUUUUUCGAUACAAUUAUUCAUUGUCAACAAGAAACAUCCUGUGGAACAUUGAAAUCUCUCUGUCGUAUGUCUCUAACAGAUUUACCCGAUGUUGCUUUACUGAAAAUUUUUCGUACAUUCGACCAAAUCGAAUUAGUAAAUUUCUAUCAAAAUUUUUUGUCAUCAAAACGUCUGCGGAAUCUGAUACAUCACAAUCCGUGCUUAUGGACAUGUAUUCAUAUAAAAUCGACCGUUGAUUACAAUCUAUUUACAUGCUUCACUCGUUUGCUAACAGCUAAUGCAGCAACAAUACGACAAUUGGUUAUAGAUGAACUGGACAUCAUAUGUCGAAAGAUUUUACUUGAAAACGGGUUUUCAUUGAAGAAGUGUUUACAACUUGAAGAACUAACCAUUCAUGAUGAACACAUUGGAAAUAGUUUACACUCGACGAAAUUCUGUUCAGCAACAUUGAGAACUCUACGUUUAACGAAUGAUCAGACUAAUUUCACCGAAGUGAGUUCGUCAAAUCAACUGAGAACGUUACAUUUAACAAUGCAUUCAACAGAUAUUCUCAAAAAUCAAUUACAAUCACUGACUAACUUACAUUUGAAAAUCAUGUUUGAUUAUGAUCAUCGUUCACACGAGAUAUUCUCUCGUUUACCUACCUGUUCAUUGCACACUUUCACACUUAAAUUUCUUUUUGUCAAUAACAAUUCAUCUUUUCCCAAUGAAUUCCAUCAAUAUGUAAACUCUUGCCAUUAUCUUCAUACGUUACAGCUAUCCUAUUUACACGGCAUGUGUCCGUUUCCCCUUCAUCACACUCUGAACUAUCCAAAAUAUCGACGAUUGAUCCUAAUGAAUAUCAGCCAUCUAAACCAAACGGAAGAAUUCAUCACUCUGCAUCAGUGUACAUUGCCCCCUGUGUAUUUCCAAUUGAACUCCGCAUCCAACCUUAAUCGACACUCAUCUUGUAUUCAACAAACAUAUUGGCAUACGAAUCAAUUGCUGUCUCUCGAUUAUAUCCAAUGUGUUACGACAUCGGUCGAACUCCUCAAUGAAUACAAUAUCACAUGGUCCGACAAGAAUGGUAAAAGCCAAUCAUUCGAAUCGUACUUUCUUCGUUCGGUAUAUAAUAUCCCACAUAUAAUAGUGCCUCUUCGUAAGUUAAUUAUCACUAAAUUUGAAUUAAGUCUUGAUGGUCUGGUUACAUUGAUGACGAAUUUAUCAUUAUUAACUGAUUUGAUUAUAUCAGAUGGUAAAAUUGAUCAAAUGGGAUCAGGAAUAUGGGAUUUAAAACGUAUUCUGGAUACUCCAAUUGUUACAGUACAAUCGAAUGUCAAGACAGUGAUUAUGAAUAAUAUUCGCAUGUCUCGACGGACAAUCGUGAAAUUUUCCUUUCUCACCCGACAAUUAGCUUCUCUGACAUUGCACAAUGUAAACGUCUUGGAUAGAACAUUACAGUCAGAUUUUCUGACUUUUCUCAAACAAGUUGCGCAUCAAACCAGUCAGUUCCGAUGGUCGCAUUUGCAAUCCUUGACGUUAGGAAAGAAUAUGAUUAAUCAACAAAAUCUUUGUUCAUUUAUUCCGACACAUCCUCAUCAACUUUAUUCGACAAAUCUCGCUCAUCUUCGUUUUAUUAUACAUGAUCAAACCUUGUUCGAACCGACAGACAUAUUUUUGAAGUCGAUGAAGAAACUCAUCAGAAUGUAUUCGAAUUUAUCGUCAUUUAUCAUCGAACUCACUCGGAAAUACGAUGCACAUUUUCUUUUACGUAAUCAAAUACAAACAGUAUUCGAAAGCAAUGUAAACAGGAGAGUUGAUGUAUUUUCAACGAACAACGACUGUGCCUUUCGGUUUUGUUUUGGUAAAAACAUCUCCGUUGAAGAUGAUGACGAUAGUCAAUCUUCUGUUAAUCAAAAGAAACGAACAUUCUGUGGCAUUCCAUUAUUUCAAUCGAAUAAACAGCGAAAAUUAAAUGUUUUUUUCUAA
Adineta ricciae is the source of this 2910-nucleotide messenger RNA. NCBI's taxonomy places the organism in Eukaryota, Metazoa, Rotifera, Eurotatoria, Adinetida, Adinetidae. The record is from the annotation of a GenBank genome assembly.